UCAUCUUAUUUAGUCUUUUAUCUCUAAAGAAAUAUUUUGAAAAAAAUGUUUAUUAUGUUGUCAUAGUGAUUAACAAUUAGUAAACAUUAAUAAAUUUCAUUGAAAAAAUUAAACAAUAAAAACUAAGAUUUCUCAUUAAAUAUUUAUCAUGGAAGUUGACUCAAUACAUGAAAUAUAUCAUAAAGAACUAUCUCAAGAUAGUAUCGACACAUAUAUUAAAGAUCUUGAAGAUAUGAUUCAAAAAAAUGAAUUACGCAAUAAUUCUCCUAAUUGGAUAGUUGCCUCAUUAGAUGAUGUUUUUAUGUGGAUACAAAAACAUUUAAACAGAUUUUUCAAAUCUGAUCAAAAUUUGUCAACUAAGCAGCUUAAUAAAAAAAAAAAAAAAAUCACUAAAUUAAAUAAUAUGAUAAACCACCUUAAAAAUAUGCAUUCAACUUAUGAAUACAAAUUGGAAAAAAAAGAAAACUUUUAUCAAAAUGCAAUUAAAAGCUUAGAGUCAAAAAUUUCAAAAAUGCUUGAAGAUAAUAGAAAAUUACAGGAUUCUGUGAAAUCAUAUUCAACCCAUGCUACAAUGGAGUUAGAAAAAAUGAAUGUUGUAAUAAAAGAAAUGGAAAUAGAUACUAAAUUUAAGAAAAAUCAAAAGAUGCUACAAAAAAUCACUAAAUCAAAUGAUUUCAUAAACCAUCUUAAAAAUAUGCAUUCAACUUAUGAAUCCGAAAUAAUAGAAAAAGUAAACAUUUAUCAAAAUACUAUAAAAAGAUUUGAGUCAAAAAAUGUAAAACUCUUUGAAGAGAAUGUGUAA
This is a messenger RNA of Daktulosphaira vitifoliae (grape phylloxera), 802 nucleotides long. RefSeq lists its product as uncharacterized. The transcript has 6 exons. The record is from RefSeq and is a predicted model, not a curated record. Lineage: Eukaryota; Metazoa; Arthropoda; Insecta; Hemiptera; Phylloxeridae. Bases 149 to 802 code for a protein of 217 amino acids.